UCACUUGUUUCUCGUUUUUUAACCUAAAAACUUAUUAUCAUGUCUGGUCGCGGUAAAGGAGGCAAAGUAAAGGGAAAGUCAAAGACCCGUUCAAGCCGUGCUGGACUCCAGUUCCCAGUCGGUCGUAUCCAUCGUAUGUUGCGUAAAGGAAAUUACGCAGAACGUGUUGGUGCUGGUGCUCCAGUCUACCUCGCAGCUGUCAUGGAAUACUUGGCCGCUGAAGUUCUCGAGUUGGCAGGCAACGCUGCUCGUGACAACAAGAAGACUCGUAUCAUCCCACGUCAUCUCCAAUUGGCCAUCCGUAACGACGAGGAGUUAAACAAACUUCUCUCAGGAGUCACCAUCGCUCAAGGUGGAGUCUUACCCAACAUCCAAGCUGUCUUGUUGCCCAAGAAAACCGAAAAAAGCAGCUCUUAAAUUGAACAUCAAUUCAAAUAAAAAAACAAAACGGCCCUUUUCAGGGCCACCAAAUUUUUUAAAACGAAAGAAUCUUAUUUAAGUU
Messenger RNA from Microplitis mediator, 502 nucleotides. Its product is annotated as histone H2A. NCBI's taxonomy places the organism in Eukaryota, Metazoa, Arthropoda, Insecta, Hymenoptera, Braconidae. Gene Ontology annotation, cellular component: nucleosome. The transcript has a single exon. Bases 40 to 417 code for a protein of 125 amino acids. Gene Ontology annotation, molecular function: protein heterodimerization activity; DNA binding; structural constituent of chromatin. The record is from RefSeq and is a predicted model, not a curated record.